Molecule: messenger RNA, 1742 nt
Organism: Cololabis saira (Pacific saury)
Lineage: Eukaryota; Metazoa; Chordata; Actinopteri; Beloniformes; Belonidae
Product: glycerol-3-phosphate acyltransferase 4-like
Exons: 13
Coding region: 258-1652 (464 amino acids)
Biological process (GO): triglyceride biosynthetic process
Cellular component (GO): endoplasmic reticulum
Molecular function (GO): glycerol-3-phosphate O-acyltransferase activity
Source: RefSeq, a predicted model, not a curated record
UACGGAGUCUCUUGUACGUCCAGAUGGAGCACCACGUUGUCGUCCGUCAUCUCCCCCUGCAAAACUGCACAUCUGGAGGACGGUAGAGUUCAUACUUCGUGAAGAUCCUGACGAGAUCCUCCUGAUGCAGAGAACAGUUUUUGUUCAAGUUGCCAUGGCUUUAAACGGAGCAGAGGACCUUCUGUACAGCUUAAGCUGAGGAUCUCAGCGUGCCAUGCGGCAUCGUUGCUCUCUGAGUCAUCUUUGCUGUUGACAGCAUGGUUUGGUUUACCUGGCCCACAGACAACUUGCUCUGCAGGUGUCCUGGCCUCUCCAUCACUGUGUGGCUGACACUCCUGUUUGUCCUAAUAAUUGCUCCAGCUGUGCUUGGAGGCUUUUUUAAUAUUCAUACUCUCUACGUGAGGACACUUCUCAAGAUAUUUGAGUGGACUUCCUUACUAAUGGACAAAAGAGCAAAGAAUACAAAUCAGCACAUCCACAAGCCAUGUCUCAGAGGCAUCAUAGCAAAAGAUCCACCUUUAUCUUUGCAGCAAGCGAUCCAGGGGUUUGGAGGUUCUGUCAGCUGUCAACACUCAAAGCCAAAGUUUGAGAUGUCUGACGUAUUUUAUUUCAACCAGAGAGGUGUGGAGAGCAUUGUAGAUGAUGAGUUCACCAAGUGCUUUUCGGCCCAGGAGCUAGAGAGCUGGAACUUGCUGACUCGAAGCAAAUACAACUUCCCUCCCAUAAGUCUGAGACUUGUAGUCCUCUGGAGUCUGGGACUUCUAAUCCGCUAUGGCCUCCUGCUGCCUCUCAGAGUAAUGCUGGCAGUCACAGGGAUUGGUCUAUUCCUUAUUCUGAGCACCCUGGUGGGUUUUCUGCCUAAAAUACAGUUAAGAUCCUACCUGAGUGAGAGGGUUCAUUUGAUGGGUUACCACUUCUGUAUUAGAUCUCUCACAGCAAUCAUCACCUAUCAUGACAGGGAAAACAAACCAAAGAAUGAUGGCAUCUGUGUGGCAAAUCACACAACACCAAUUGAUGUGAUAAUCUUGGCCAAUGAUCACGGCUACUCUAUGGUUGGCCAGGUGCAUGGAGGCUUGCUGGGAAUGAUCCAGAGAGCGAUGAUCAAAUCUUCUCCUCACAUCUGGUUUGAAAGAGCAGAAGUCAAAGACCGACAUCUGGUGGCCCAAAGGCUUAGUGAUCAUGUUGCUGAUAAGACCAAACAGCCCAUCCUUGUCUUCCCUGAAGGCACUUGUGUUAACAACUCGUCAGUGAUGAUGUUCAGGAAGGGAAGCUUUGAAAUUGGCUGCACUGUCUAUCCUGUAGCCAUUAAGUAUGAUCCUCGCUUUGGAGAUGCUUUUUGGAACAGCAGUAAGUUUGGUUUAGUGAGGCAUCUUCUGAGGAUGAUGAGCAGCUGGGCAAUCGUCUGCAGCGUUUGGUACCUGCCACCAAUGAACAGAGAGGAAGGGGAGGAUGCAAUACAGUUUGCCAACAGAGUGAAAGCAGCCAUAGCUGCCCGUGCAGGAUUAGUGGAUCUCACAUGGGAUGGCGGUCUGAAGCGGGCCAAAGUGAAAGAUGCUUUAAAAGCAGAGCAGCAGAAACUUUACAGCAAAGUUCUUUUAGGUGAACACAAAGAGCAAAGUGACAAACUUGGAGAAGGUGGAAAUCCAGGAUAAAAUAACGGCAACAGAUAUGAAGAAAAGUGACAACAGACACUGAAUGUACAGUAUAUCUGUUAUUAUUAAAGACUUGUGUCUAGUUCAACA